GAAGCCGCGGCGCACGCCAGCACCUCCCCGCAGGCCUCGGAUGCCCCUGGGGAAGCCUGGCUCUGUGCUCACUGCAAGACCUCUCGGCCACUCUACCCAGUCCUUAACAUGGCUGCACGCCUCGCCGCCACCCUCGUCUGGUCGCUGCUGCUUCUCUCCUCGGCUCUGUUCCGCGGCGACUGUGGGGCGCGCUUUGCCGCCGAGCCGGACUCGGAGGAUGACCAAGAGGAGGUGGUGGUUUUCCCUGAAUCACCGAUACAGAGACCCACGGUGCUCGUGGCCAUACUCGCCCGCAACGCUGCCCACACGCUACCUCGCUUUCUCGGCUGCCUGGAGCGGCUGGACUACCCGAAGAGCAGGAUGGCCAUCUGGGCAGCCACUGAUCACAAUGUGGAUAAUACAACAGAAAUACUCAGGGAAUGGUUGAAAAAUGUGCAGAGACUGUAUCACUAUGUAGAAUGGAGGCCUAUGGAUGAACCACAGUCUUAUCCUGAUGAAAUUGGACCAAAGCACUGGCCAAACUCCCGGUUUACCCAUGUGAUGAGACUACGGCAGGCAGCCCUUCGAACUGCGAGGGAAAAAUGGUCAGACUACAUUCUGUUCAUAGAUGUCGACAAUUUUCUGACUAAUCCAAAGACCCUCAAUCUAAUGAUUGCAGAAAACAAAACCAUCGUGGCCCCCAUGCUGGAGUCUCGCAGUUUGUACUCUAAUUUCUGGUGUGGAAUCACACCUCAGGGCUUCUAUAAACGGACCCCAGACUACCUUCAGAUUAGAGAGUGGAAGAGGUUGGGCUGCUUUCCCGUCCCCAUGGUCCACUCCACAUUCCUCAUUGACCUCAGGAAGGAGGCCUCAGACAAGCUGAUGUUCUACCCUCCACAUCAGGACUACACUUGGACCUUUGAUGACAUCAUUGUCUUUGCCUUCUCCAGCAGGCAAGCAGGCAUCCAGAUGUACCUCUGCAACAGAGAGCACUAUGGCUAUGUGCCCAUCCCCCUGAAGCCCCAUCAGACCCUACAGGAGGACAUCGAGAACCUCAUCCAUGUGCAGAUAGAAGCAAUGAUUGACCGUCCUCCAAUGGAACCCUCCCAGUUUGUCUCAGUUGUCCCUAAAUAUCCAGACAAGAUGGGAUUUGAUGAGAUUUUCAUGAUCAACCUCAAACGCAGAAAGGACAGACGGGACCGGAUGUUGCGCACACUGUACGAACAGGAGAUUGAGGUCAAGAUUGUCGAGGCUGUGGAUGGAAAAGCACUCAACACAAGCCAGCUGAAGGCCCUGAAUAUUGAAAUGCUGCCUGGUUAUCGAGAUCCCUACUCCUCCAGACCUCUAACCAGGGGUGAAAUUGGUUGCUUUCUUAGCCACUACUCUGUCUGGAAAGAGGUAAUUGACCGAGAGCUGGAGAAGACUCUUGUAAUUGAGGAUGAUGUGCGUUUUGAGCAUCAGUUUAAGAAGAAGCUGAUGAAGCUGAUGGAUGACAUUGACCAGGCUCAGCUGGACUGGGAACUGAUUUAUAUUGGUAGAAAGAGGAUGCAAGUAAAGGAACCUGAGAAAGCUGUACCCAGUGUGCUAAAUCUGGUUGAAGCCGACUAUUCCUACUGGACCCUUGGCUACGUCAUCUCUCUGGAAGGAGCACAGAAGCUGGUUGGAGCCAAUCCUUUUGGAAAGAUGCUGCCAGUGGAUGAGUUCCUGCCAAUCAUGUACAACAAACAUCCUGUAGCUGAGUACAAGCAAUUCUACGAAUCCAGAGACUUGAAAGCCUUCUCUGCAGAACCCUUGCUCAUCUACCCCACACACUACACGGGCCAGCCGGGGUACUUGAGUGACACAGAGACCUCGACCAUCUGGGACAAUGAGACGGUGGCCACGGACUGGGACAGGACACACUCCUGGAAGUCCCGGAAGCAAGGGCACAUCCACAACAACGCCAAGAACACAGAGGCACUACCACCGCCAACCUCCUUGGACACUGUGCCUUCGAGGGAUGAGCUAUGAAGGCUUGUCAGCAUGUUUGACCCACAGUGGCUCAUCAGGUUUUGGUUUUUCUAAAGGGCUAUUUACCCAUUUACUC
Messenger RNA from Orycteropus afer afer, 2065 nucleotides. It is a transcript of the gene COLGALT2, whose product is annotated as collagen beta(1-O)galactosyltransferase 2. Gene Ontology annotation, molecular function: procollagen galactosyltransferase activity. The record is from RefSeq and is a predicted model, not a curated record. Lineage: Eukaryota; Metazoa; Chordata; Mammalia; Tubulidentata; Orycteropodidae.